Staurois parvus is the source of this 387-nucleotide messenger RNA. The record is from the annotation of a GenBank genome assembly. Lineage: Eukaryota; Metazoa; Chordata; Amphibia; Anura; Ranidae.
UACUGUGUGAGCUGUGAUUGGUCACAGCUUGUCACAUGGUACAAGGCUGUUGUGAAUAGCCCUAUACCAUGUGACCUCUGUGAUCAUUCACAGACUUCACACGUAGUAAGCAAUGAUGUCAGAAUUGACAUCUUGCUUACACCUAUUCAUGUGAUCACUGAUUGGCUAAUCAGUGAUCACAUGAUCGGGACCUCGCACAGAGGUCCCUUACAGCGAUUGGUGUUCCGCUGUGUCCAGAGGAUACAGCGGGCACCGGAUCCUGGUGCCGCGCGCUCCCAGGGAGCGCGCACAAUCCAAAAUGGUGGGCGUCGUUUAUCAACGGCAACCCACCCCUGGACUGCCACCGUCCAGCCGUUUAUAUGCAGCAGCCGGAUGGUAAGUGGUUAA